Molecule: messenger RNA, 2417 nt
Organism: Naegleria gruberi
Lineage: Eukaryota; Heterolobosea; Eutetramitea; Acrasida; Naegleriidae
Exons: 2
Coding region: 1-2394 (797 amino acids)
Biological process (GO): mitochondrial double-strand break repair via homologous recombination; meiotic DNA double-strand break formation; double-strand break repair via homologous recombination
Cellular component (GO): Mre11 complex; nucleus
Molecular function (GO): manganese ion binding; 3'-5'-DNA exonuclease activity; DNA endonuclease activity
Source: RefSeq, a predicted model, not a curated record
AUGCCUAGGACACAGAGUGGAGCUUCACAAGCCUCUAAUUUCCGUCUCUCAUCACAGCGUAGUUAUGUUGAUGAUGAAGAGGGAGGAAUUAAACCUGUUGAAGAAGGAUCAAGUGGUGUUAAUGAGCAAGAUGUUGAUGAAAAGGAUGUUCUCAGAGUUUUAAUAACAACGGAUAAUCAUGUUGGAUACUUGGAACGUGAUACAGUUAGAAAGGAUGACUCUUUUAUCAUCUUUGAGGAGAUUAUUCAAUAUGGUCACAAAUAUAAUGUAGAUUUUGUGUUACAGGGAGGUGAUCUUUUCCAUGAUAACAAGCCUUCUCGUGAUACUCUUCACAAGACAAUAUCAAUUCUGAGAAAAUAUGUUUUUGGUGACAAGCCUGUUCCUUUGCAAAUUUUAAGUGAUCAAUCUGUAAAUUUCAAAUCAAAUCCUGAAGGAACUGUAAAUUAUGAAGAUCCUAAUGUUAAUAUUUCUCUUCCAAUUUUUGCAAUCAGUGGUAAUCAUGAUGCUUGGUCUGGAGAGAAUAGUCUCAGUGUUUUGGAUGUUCUUGCACAAUGUAAUUUGAUAAAUUAUUUCGGAAAGUGUGAAACUGUGGAUAAUAUUCAAGUUAAACCUAUUUUAGUACAAAAAGGAGAAACUAAACUUGCACUUUAUGGACUUGGUUAUAUAAGAGACGAACGUUUAUAUCAAACAUUUAAAAAUCAGAAAGUGACAUUCUUUAGACCAAGUGGUGAAGAUAGUCAAGGUUCAAAUGAAUGGUUUAAUUUGAUGACCAUUCACCAAAAUAGAAAUCAACAUCACACAAAGAAAGGAAAUAUUAGUGAAAGUAUGCUGAAAGGAUUUUUUGAUCUAGUAGUGUGGGGUCAUGAACAUGAACAACAAAUCACUCCAACAAAAAGUGCUACUGGUGGAUUUGAAGUAAUGCAACCAGGUAGUUCUAUUUCUACUACAUACACACACCAAGAAGCUAAGCCAAAAAAGGUUGCCAUCUUGGAAAUUUACAAAGAUUCAUUCAGAGUUAUUCCAAUUACAUUGAAAACUGUAAGACCUUACGUAUUUGAUUCAAUUUCUCUCUCUGAUUUUGAACAAGAUUUGAAACAUAUUAAGAACAAUCCAGACGAAAUUGCUGAUUUCCUUAAAGAACACGUAAAUCAAUUAAUUAAACAAGCUAAGGAAGACAAACUAAGUAAUUUUGAAGGGGAUGAAGAAGCAAUUAAAGAACUCAAAGCCUACUAUAAGAAAUAUCCUGGAUUAGAUCUACCAAUUAUCAGACUCAGAGUAGAUUACAGUGGUGGUUAUGCCACUGUCAAUCCUCAAAGAUUUGGUCAAAACUUUGUUGGAAAGAUUGCCAACCCAUCAGAUUUGCUUUUAUUAUCAAGGAAAAAGGCAUCAAAGGAAGAGGACAACAUGGAAGAGGAUGAAGAAGUUGAAGAGGAAAAGGGAAAAAAGAAGAGUAAGAAAAAGAAAUCCAAAGAACAAUUACUUAAUGCAAUUUUGAAUAAUGAUAAUAAUAGUGAGCUAUUUGCAGAUGCUGCAAGUGAUGCUCUUACUGAUGGUAUCAAGAUUGAAGAUUUAGUUUCACAUUUCCUGAAAGAGACAUCCACCAAAAAAACUAAUAUUAAUGGUUUAUUAGUAUUGAAUGAAUUUGAAUUCCAAAACUCUGUUGUUGACUUUGUAGAUAAGGAAGAAGCUCAUGCCAUUGAUGACUUUGUUGCUAGUGAUAUCAAGUCAAAACAAAAGAAAUUGUGGUCUGAUCUCAAACAAUUUGCCAAUCAAGACAUUUCUGAAUCUGAUUUGGAGAAAUAUUUACAAAAGUAUAGAGAAGAAAGCAAAGAGAACUUGGAUAAGGAUAAAAUAAUGUCUGACAGGCUCUCUAAGGCUUCAAAAUCUGAGGACAAAUCUGAUGAAGAGGAUAUUCUUGAGGAAGAGGAAAUUGUCGAAAAGAAGAAACCUACAAGCAGAAAGAAGAAAAAUGAAAGUGAAGAAGAGGAAGAAGAGAUACCAAAGAAAACAACCAGAGGAAGAAAAAAGAAGGUUGUAAGCGACGAAGAAGCUGCGGAAGAGAAACCAAAAAAGACGACAAGAGGAAGAAAAAAGAAGGUUGCCAGUGAUGAAGAGGAAGAAAAACCAAAAAAGAGAGGAGCUAAAAGAAAGAAGAACGAAAGUGAUGAAGAGGAAGAAAAGCCAAAGAAAACAAGAGGAAAGGCAGCAGCUUCAAAGAAAGCCAAGUUCAAAGCAUUAGAUGUAGAUGAAGACGAAGAGGAAGAAGAACAACCAAAGAGAAGAGGAAGACCAAAGAAAACUGAAGAAAAACCAAAGAAAGCAAGCUCAUCAAGAUCAAAGAAAAAAGUAGAGGAAGAGGAUGAAGAUGCUAUUGUUAUCGAUGACGAAGAAUAAAUUAUUUAUUAAAUGUACAACUU